AUGGCUGCAUGCAUAUCAUCAUUAGGUUGUGAUCAAUAUUAUUCUUCCAAGAAUAAGUUCGAUAAUGAAGUAGUCAAGUUGCCACACAAGAGGUACUUCGAUUUUUCUUAUGAAAUUAAUGAUCAACUUGAUAAUAUUCAUAACAACAACAACAAGAGACUCAAAUAUAUUUAUGAUGAUCAUCAAUAUUCAUUCAAGAAACUAGAUGAUCUUUUCAAGAUCAACACGAGGAUCGAAUUUAGUAAUAACAUAUUACCAUGCCUAAAGAUGGUGGCGGCAUCUUUAUACUUGCCCAAAGAAAAUCCAACGAAACCACUAGGUGAAGAUGCACACUUCAUCCAUGAAUUAAACCAAACAAUUGGUGUCGCUGAUGGUGUAGGUGGCUGGGCAAAAGAGGGAAUUGACGCUGGAAUAUACGCGAGAGAGCUUAUGAACAAUUCACUUAUUGCUACUGAUAUUGAACCGUCGGGUCACGUAAACCCUAAAAGAGUUCUUCAAGAAGCUUACAAAAAUACAAAUUUUGAAGGAUCUUCUACAGCUUGUAUUAUAACCCUAAACACGGAGAGAAGUACUAUUUUUGCCGCUAACGUUGGCGAUAGUGGAUUUUUCCUAAUUAGAAAGGGAAAAAAUAUAUACAAAUCGCCGAUGCAACAACGGGGAUUUAAUUGUCCGUACCAAUUAGGGAAUUGCAAGGAUAACCCAAGCGUUGAUCAGGAGAUGGAAAUAAAGGUCGAGAAAGAUGACAUUUUGAUUGUUGGAACGGACGGUAUGCUUGCAAUGUGA
Molecule: messenger RNA, 783 nt
Organism: Capsicum annuum
Lineage: Eukaryota; Viridiplantae; Streptophyta; Magnoliopsida; Solanales; Solanaceae
Product: probable protein phosphatase 2C 55
Exons: 1
Coding region: 1-783 (260 amino acids)
Source: RefSeq, a predicted model, not a curated record